Messenger RNA from Equus caballus (horse), 1655 nucleotides. It is a transcript of the gene KRT28, whose product is annotated as keratin 28. Gene Ontology annotation, biological process: hair follicle morphogenesis; epithelial cell differentiation; intermediate filament organization. NCBI's taxonomy places the organism in Eukaryota, Metazoa, Chordata, Mammalia, Perissodactyla, Equidae. Gene Ontology annotation, molecular function: structural molecule activity. Gene Ontology annotation, cellular component: cytoskeleton. The record is from RefSeq and is marked validated.
CAACAGGGUACAAUAUUCUGUUCUCCUUUGAAGUUACGGCUAUCCACAGACAAGGUGAACACUUCUCAUAUACCAUGUCUCUCCGAUUUUCUAGUGGGUCCAGGCAUAUUUGCUUACGGUCUGGAUCUGGAUCUGUCAGACCAUCCAAUGGAGGCACAGGCUUUGCAGGCAGCAAUGCAUGUGGCAGCUCUGUUGCUGGAAGUGGAUUUUCCUGUGCCUUGGGAGGGGGUUUGGGCAGUGUUCCUGGGGGGAAUCAUGCUGGUGGUGUCCUUGGAAGUUCUGCUUGUGCUGGCUUUGCUGGAAGUGAAGGGGGACUCCUCUCUGGGAAUGAGAAGGUGACCAUGCAGAAUCUUAAUGACCGCUUGGCAUCCUACCUGGAUAACGUGCGAGCUCUGGAGGAGGCAAAUGCUGAAUUAGAGAGAAAAAUCAAGGGUUGGUAUGAAAAAUAUGGACCUGGAUCUUGCCGUGGACUUGAUCGUGACUACAGUGGAUAUCACUUAACAAUUGAAGACCUUAAGAAUAAGAUUAUCUCUUCCACUACUGCUAAUGCUAAUGUCAUCCUGCAGAUUGAUAAUGCCAGACUGGCUGCUGAUGAUUUCCGGCUAAAGUAUGAAAAUGAGCUCGCCCUUCACCAAAACACAGAGGCUGACAUCAACGGGCUCCGGCGAGUCCUGGAUGAACUGACUCUCUGCAGGACGGACCAGGAGCUGCGGUACGAAUCUCUGAGCGAAGAGAUGACCUAUCUCAAGAAGAACCAUGAAGAGGAGAUGAAGGCCCUGCAGUGCGCGGCUGGAGGCAACGUGAACGUGGAGAUGAACGCGGCGCCCGGCGUGGACCUCACGGUUCUGCUGAACAACAUGCGGGCCGAGUACGAAGACCUUGCCGAGCAGAACCGCAGGGACGCGGAGGCCUGGUUCAACGAGAAGAGCGCCACGCUGCAGCAGCAGAUCUCCGAUGACGCGGGCGCGGCCACCUCGGCCAGGAACGAGCUGACGGAGAUGAAGCGCAGCCUGCAGACCCUGGAGAUCGAGCUGCAGUCCCUCCUGGCGAUGAAACACUCCCUGGAGUGCUCCCUGACAGAGACGGAAGGCAACUACUGUGCUCAGCUCGCCCAGAUCCAGGCUCAGAUCGGGGCCCUGGAGGAGCAGCUGCACCAGGUCAGAACCGAGACGGAGGGCCAGAAGCUGGAGUACGAGCAGCUCCUGGACAUCAAGGUCCACCUGGAAAAAGAAAUCGAGACCUACUGCCGCCUGAUAGAUGGAGAUGGAAACUCAUGCUCUAAAUCAAAGGGCUUUGGAUCAGGAAGCUCAGGGAAUUCAUCUAAAGAUUUAUCCAAAGCCACACUGGUAAAGACGGUGGUUGAAGAGAUAGAUCAACGUGGUAAAGUUCUUUCAUCGAGGGUUCAGUCCAUUGAAGAAAAGAGAUCUAAAAUGGCCAAUGGCAAGACAGAGCAAAGGGUUUCUUUCUAGCUGUCAUUACUGAGAAAAGAAUAAUUUGGGAAGGGAUCCCACACAGCUGUAUUGUUCUAAAUAGCAAAGAGAUAAUAAAAACCCUCUCUACCCUUAAAGAUAAGUUACUUAGAAAAAAUACUUGUUUUCUUAACUUUACAGGAUGUUGGGUGUUUGUUUUCAAAUAAAUAAAAAAGUUGAUGUGCA